Coregonus sp. 'balchen' is the source of this 8144-nucleotide messenger RNA. The record is from the annotation of a GenBank genome assembly. Lineage: Eukaryota; Metazoa; Chordata; Actinopteri; Salmoniformes; Salmonidae.
UGAACGGUGUGCCGUGGUCCAGUGAAGGUCCCAGGAGGAACAGUCACACGUUUAACUGUCGUAUGCUGGUCAACCCUCACGUUGACAACCAGGACGAGACCAGCGACCAUGAGGGACAGAAAUAUGAGACCAUGCAGUGUUUCUCCGUCUCCGAACCCAAGAGCAUCAAGGAGGAGGCAGAAGGUAUGGAGGAAAGGAGGGAGGAGGAGUAGGGAGGAAGGGGGGAUGGAGGAGGGGAGGAAGGUAAAGGGGAAACCUAGUGAGUUGUACAACUGAAUGCAUUCAACUGAAAUGUGUCUUCCGCAUUUAACCAAACCCCUCUGAAUCAGAGAGGUGCGGGGGGGGGCUGCCUUAAUUAACAUCCACGUCAUUGAUGCCCGGGGAGCAGUUGUCGUUGGGGGUUAACUGCCUUGCUCAAGGGCAGAACGGCAGAUUUUUCCACCUUGCUGGCUCGAAGAUUCAAACCAGUUAACCAGGAUGGGGGCAGGACGGGGACAGGAAGGGGGCAGGACGGGGACAGGAAGGGGACAGGACGGGGACAGGAAGGGGACAGGAUGGGGGCAGGACGGGGACAGGAAGGGGACAGGAAGGGGACAGGAUGGGGGCAGGACGGGGACAGGAAGGGGACAGGAAGGGGACAGGGGGAGCAUGUAGCUGACUAGUGGUGGCUGUUCAGCAGCCUGACGGUCUGGGAGUAUAAGCUCUUGGUCAGUCGUCCAGUUUUUGCCAGAGUCCAUGCACCGAUACUGCCUGGCGUCUUAGUGAUGGAAGCGGGCAGAACGGGCCAUGGCUCGGGUGGCUGGGGUCCCUGAUUAUCUUCUUGGCCUUCCUGCGACACCUGGUGUUGUAGGUGUCCUGGAGGGCUGGCAGUGUGCAUCCAAUGGUGCGUUCGGCUGAGCGUACCACCCUCUGUAGUGCCUUGCGGUCCUCGGCGGUGGAGUUGCCGUACCAGGCUGUGAUGCAGCCCGACAGUAUGCUCUCGAUGGUGCUCCUGUAGAACAGUUUAAGGGCCCUCUGGGAAAAGGCUGUGGAUUCUGUGAGGGCCCUAAUGAUCCUAUUUGGACCAGAAUGAGGCUCUCCCACUACCUGUUGUUCCUGCAGUGAUGAGUCACCAUCUUCAUCGAAUGUUUUCAGAAUUUAUCUGCAGAUAAUCGCAAAAAAAAAAAAACUAGACCUACCAGUAGCCUAUGCAAAUGAAGGAGCCAAUUGAACAGCUCUCUCACCGAUGCGAUUUGAUAGGCUACACUGACUAGACGAGAGUCACUCACUUUGGCGUCGCUGUCUGGCAAGCCCCGACAUCUUAGGAAAGGAAACCCAGGAAAUCCUUUUUGUUUACUUGUCCCGAUGCGAUACCAUGGACACAUAACCACGUUGCGUGAGUUAUGAACGGCAAAGUGAUAUAGCGGAUCGACUUUAUUUAGUCAGUUAGACCCCUUUUAUAAACUAGUCAACACUUGCUGUUCAGUUGUCAAUCAACGCACAGUGAAUAGCCCACUGUGCGCCGCGACUCCGAGUGGCUGGCUAUGUGAAACGCACAAGAAAAUAAAUGACUGUGUGAGAAAACAAAAAUUAGGGCUAAAUCGUGGAUUUAGACUCGUCGUUACCACUUACAUUACAUGGGACGUGGAAAUUCACACGCAUCAUGAUCCCUCCCUCCUCCGUGUAAAGAAUCUGUAUAUAAUGAAGAGAUGCUCAUGUCUCCGCCCUAACAAUGGGAGUCGUUGUCCCAAAGGUGGGAAGGCGGGCGACAAGCUUAGGUGCAAAAAAAAAAAGGACCAUGGAAACGCAUUGGGCUUAUUUUGGACAGAUUUGGACGAGAGUGAAAGCUCUCGCUUCGCCUCUUCCUCUCUGCUGCGUUUCCUUGUCAUCGCUCGUUUUGUGACUGACAGGCACCUGUCCUAUCAAUAGAUCGCUGUAAGAUACAUAUUGUUUAUUCUCCACCCACUAGCGAAUUGAAACUUUUAAAUGAGCAGUAGCUUAGUUAAUAUGACGGAAAAUGUAGCCGGCUGAGAAUGAGCUGAUUAGCAGACAGCCGGCACUAAUGGAAAACACUGUUUUACACCCCAGCCGCGAGAAAUGAUUGUUGUUGAAACGCUUGUUGGCUCGCAACAUCUGUGGAGAAUGCAGGAGGUUUCAAACACAGAGGGAGAGAGAAAGCAGGAGGUUUCAAACACAGAGGGAGAGAGAAAGCAGGAGGUUUCAAACACAGAGGGAGAGAGAAAGGAGGGAUGAAAAGGAAGAUGGAUUGAAGCUUUCUCUCUCCCUCGUUCAGGGUCACUGAGAGUUCACCAGGCUGUGUGUUCUUAGCCCUGACUACUGAGAGUCACAGGCGGUGUUUUAGCCCUGACUACUGAGAGUUCAACAGGCUGUGUGUUCUUAGCCCCGACUACUGAGAGUUCAAAAGGCUGGUGUUCUUAGCCCUGAUACUGAGAGUUUAACGGCUGUGUGUUCUUAGCCCUGACUACUGAGAGUUCAACAGGCUGUGUGUUCUUAGCCCUGACUACUGAGAGUUAACAGGCUGGUGUUCUUUGCCCUGAAUACUGAGAGUUCAACAGGCUGGUGUGUUCUUAGCCCCCGGGCUACUGAGAGUCAACAGGCUGUGUGUUCUUAGCCUGAAAUACUGAGAGUUCAACAGGAGGGUGUCGUUAGGGCCCGAUACUGAGAGUUCAACAGGCGUGUAUUCUUAGCCCUGACUAAUGAGAGUUCAAACAGGCGGUGUUCUUAGCCCUGACUACUGAGAGUCAACAGGCUGGUGUCGUUUGCCCUGACUAUGAGAGUUCAACAGGCUGUGUGUUUUUUAGCCCUGACGACUGAGAGUUCAACAGGCUGUGUGUUCUUAGCCCUGACUACUGAGAGUUCAACAGGCGGUUUUGUUCUUAGCCCUGACUACUGAGAGUUCAAUAGGCUGUGUGUUCUUUGCCCGACUACUGAGAGUUUAACAGGCUGUGUGUUCUUAGCCCUGACUACUGAUAGGUCAACAGGCUGUGUGUUCUUACCCUGAUACUAGAGUUCAAAAGGCUGUGUGCGUUUGCCCUGACUAUGAGAGUUCAAAAGGCUGGUGUUCUUGCCCUGACUACUGAGAGUUCAAAAGGCUGUGUGUCGUUAGCCCUGAUACGAGAGUUCAAAAGGCGUGUGUCGUUAGCCCUGACUACUGAGGUUCAAAAGGCUGGUGUUCUUAGCCCGACUACUGAGAGUUCAACAGGCUGUUUUGUUCUUAGCCCCGACUACUGAGAGUUCAACAGGCUGUGUGUUCUUAGCCCUGACUACGAGAGUUCAACAGGUGUGUGUUCUUAGCUGACUAUGAGGAGUUCAAACAGGGCUGUGUGUUCUUAGCCCUGACUACUGAGAGUUCAACAGGCUGUGUGUUCUUAGCCCUGACUACUGAGAGUUCAACAGGCUGUGUGUCGUUAGCCCUGACUACUGAGAGUUCAACAGGCUGUGUGUUCUUAGCCCUGACUACUGAGAGUUCAACAGGCUGUGUGUCGUUAGCCCUGACUACUGAGAGUUCAAAAGGCUGUGUGUUCUUAGCCCUGACUACUGAUAGUUCAACAGGCUGUGUGUUCUUAGCCCUGACUACUGAGAGUUCAAAAGGCUGUGUGUCGUUAGCCCUGACUACUGAGAGUUCAAAAAGGCGGGUGUGUAUUAGCCCUGACUACUGAGAGUUCAACAGGAUGUUCAACACGUGUGUCUUAGCCUGACUACUGAGAGUUAAACAGGCUGUGUGUUCUAGCCCUGACUACUGAAGUUCAACAGGCUGUGUGUUCUUAGCCAUGAGAUACUGACUGAGAGUUCACAGGCUGUGUGUUAGCCCUACUAUGAAGUUCAACAGGCUGUGUUCUUAGCACUACUGAAGUUCAACAGGCGUGUGUGUUCUUAGCCAUGACUACUGAGAGUUCAACAGGCUGUGUGUUCUUAGCCCUUGGACUACUGAGAGUUCAAAAGGCUGUGGUGUCUUAGCCCUGACUCAACUGAGGAGUCAAAAGGCGUGUGUCUUAGCCUGACUACUGAGAGUUCAACAGGCUGUGUGUUCUUAGCCCUGACUAUGAGAGUUCAACAGGCUGUGUGUUUCUUAGCCUGACUACUGAGAGUUCAACAGGAUGUGUGUUCUUAGCCCUGACUCUGAAGAGUUCAACAGGCGGUGUGUUUCUUUAGCCCUCUGACUACUGAGAGUUCAACAGGGCGGUGUUGUUCUUAGCACCUGACUACUGAGAGUUCAACAGGCUGUGUUGUUCUUAGCCCUGACUACUGAUAGUUCAACAGGCUGUGUGUUCUUACCCCGGAUACUGAGAGUUCAAAAGGCUGUGUGUCGUUAGCCCUGACUACUGAGAGUUCAAAAGGCUGUGUGUUCUUAGCCCUGACUACUGAGAGUUCAAAAGGCUGUGUGUCGUUAGCCCUGACUACUGAGAGUUCAACAGGCUGUGUGUUCUUAGCCCUGACUACUGAGAGUCCCAUAGACACACACACCCCUCAAAGGUCCAUCAUGUCCCCUGCUACAUCCUGUUAUACUGUCAUCAUGUCCCCUGCUCCUCUGUUAUACUGUCAUCAUGUCCCCUGCUACAUCUUUUAUACUGUCAUCAUGUCCCCUGCUCCCCCUGUUGUACUGUCAUCAUGUCCCUGCUACCUCCUGUUAUACUGUCAUCAUGUCCCCUGCUUCCUCCUGUUGUACUGUCAUCAUGUCCCCUGCUACAUCCUGUUGUACUGUCAUCAUGUCCCCUGCUACCUCCUGGUAUACUGUCAUCAUGUCCCCUGCUACCUCCUGGUAUACUGUCAUCAUGUCCCCUGUUACAUCCUGUUAUACUGUCAUCAUGUCCCCUGCUUCCUCCUGUUGUUCUGUCAUCAUGUCCCCUGCUACAUCCUGUUAUACUGUCAUCAUGUCCCCUGCUACAUCCUGUUAUACUGUCAUCAUGUCCCCUGCUACCUCCUGUUAUACUGUCAUCAUGUCCCCUGCUACAUCCUGUUGUACUGUCAUCAUGUCCCCUGCUACAUCCUGUUAUACUGUCCUCAUGUCCCUGCUACUCCUGUUAUACUGUCAUCAUGUCCCCUGCAACCUCCUGUUAUACUGUCAUCAUGUCCCCUGCAACCUCCUGUUAUACUGUCAUCAUGUCCCCUGCUACCUCCUGUUAUCCUGUCAUCAUGUCCCCUGCUACAUCCUGUUGUACUGUCAUCAUGUCCCCUGCUACCUCCUGUUAUUCUGUCAUCAUGUCCCCUGCUACAUCCUGUUGUACUGUCAUCAUGUCCCCUGCUACAUCCUGUUGUACUGUCAUCAUGUCCCCUGCUCCUCCUGUUAUACUGUCAUCAUGUCCCCUGCUACAUCUGUUAUACUGUCAUCAUGUCCCCUGCAACCUCUGUUAUACUGUCAUCAUGUCCCCUGCUACCUCCUGUUAUACUGUCAUCAUGUCCCCUGCUACAUCCUGUUGUACUGUCAUCAUGUCCCCUGCUACAUCCUGUUGUACUGUCAUCAUGUCCCCUGCUUCCUCCUGUUAUACUGUCAUCAUGUCCCCUGUUACAUCCUGUUGUACUGUCAUCAUGUCCCCUGUUACAUCCUGUUGUACUGUCAUCAUGUCCCCUGCUACAUCCUGUUAUACUGUCAUCAUGUCCCCUGCUACAUCCUGUUGUACUGUCAUCAUGUCCCCUGCUUCCUCCUGUUAUACUGUCAUCAUGUCCCCUGCUACAUCCUGUUAUACUGUCAUCAUGUCCCCUGCUACAUCCUGUUGUACUGUCAUCAUGUCCCCUGUUACAUCCUGUUAUACCAAGGCUGUGUCCCAAAUGGCACCCUGUUCCCUAUGUAGUGAAGGAGCUCAGCCCUACGCCCCACCCUGUUCCCUAUGUAGUGAAGGAGCUCAGCCCUACGCCCCACCCUGUUCCCUAUGUAGUGAAGGAGCUCAGCCCUACGCCCCACACCUGUUCCCUAUGUAGUGAAGGAGCUCAGCCCUACGCCCCACCCUGUUCCCUAUGUAGUGAAGGAGCUCAGCCCUACGCCCCACCCUGUUCCCUAUGUAGUGAAGGAGCUCAGCCCUACGCCCCACCCUGUUCCCUAUGUAGUGAAGGAGUUCAGCCCUACGCCCACCCUGUUCCCUAUGUAGUGAAGGAGCUCAGCCCUACGCCCCACCCUGUUCCCUAUGUAGUGAAGGAGCUCAGCCCUACGCCCCACCCUGUUCCCUAUGUAGUGAAGGAGCUCAGCCCUACGCCCCACCCUGUUCCCUAUGUAGUGAAGGAGCUCAGCCCUACGCCCCACCCUGUUCCCUAUGUAGUGAAGGAGCUCAGCCCUACGCCCCACCCUGUUCCCUAUGUAGUGAAGGAGCUCAGCCCUACGCCCCACCCUGUUCCUAUGUAGUGAAGGAGCUCAGCCCUACGCCCCACCUGUUCCCUAUGUAGUGAAGGAGCUCAGCCCUACGCCCCACCCUGUUCCCUAUGUAGUGAAGGAGCUCAGCCCUACGCCCCACCCUGUUCCCUAUGUAGUGAAGGAGCUCAGCCCUACGCCCCACCCUGUUCCCUAUGUAGUGAAGGAGCUCAGCCCUACGCCCCACCCUGAUCCCUAUGUAGUGAAGGAGCUCAGCCCUACGCCCCAUCCUGUUCCCUAUGUAGUGAAGGAGCUCAGCCCUACGCCCCACCCUGUUCCCUAUGUAGUGAAGGAGCUCAGCCCUACGCCCCACCCGUUCCCUAUGUAGUGAAGGAGCUCAGCCCUACGCCCCACCCUUUCCUAGAGUAAAAGGAAACCCUACGACCCACACUCAUUUACUACUAGAUGAAUAAGAACACGUACUGGAAAUAAAUCAUGUUCAAUUAAUAUCUGCGAGUCCCUAACCCGAUAUAGAUAUCAGACUCUGUUCUCUCUACAAAUGCUCUCACGCUCUAUAUCUCUCCUCUCUCUCUCUCUCUCUCUCUCUCUCCCCUCUCUCUCUCUUCCCCUCCCUCUCCUUCUAGACUUCCAGUCAUGUCUGAUCUGUGUGGCACGCAGGAUGCCUGUGAAGGAGCGGCCAAUUCUGCCCACGCACGAGAGCUUCACCACCCGCCAGGACCUGCAAGGUAACCAAUCACAGCACUAAAAUCAUACCACCAGACCAGACAUUAACCAAUCACAUCCACUGAAUCAUACCACCAGGCUGCCAUUAACACAGCUAGAAUAAUGACCAAUGCUGUCCACCAGACGGAUCUUAACCAAUCGGAAAACAAUCUAUAAAUGACCAGACAUACCCUAACCAAUCACACAGCCAGACUGGAAUGACCAGACAGAUUGUAACCAAUCACAUUAGUCUUUAAAUGAGGUUGCCAGUGACAAACGAACUUUUCUCAGGUUGUCACUGUCAAGAGAGAACCAUGUUAGAGAGCUGUCUGUAUGGCACCCCAAAAAACCCUUGUAAAUACCCAACCAGUGUCCCAGGUGUAGUGCUGUCCUGGUACCAGUGCCUGCGUGUUGAGGUGAUGCCUCUUUAGUCUGAGCUGUCACUCACCCUGCAGUCUCCCUGACAGCUCUUUAAACACACCACUGCUUCCGCCUGGAUCCAUUUAUACUGCACACACUGACAGGGAGUAUGACCGCGCAGCGUGUGUGAACGACAGAGAGGAGGUCUAUGAGUGCGUGAAAAGAGAUGGACAGUGGGGUGUGUGUGUGUGUGAGAAUGUGUGCGCUUGGGUGCCAUGUAAGCUCAAUAACCGCACCUCAUGCUUGUGAGCGUUUGUGAUCAGCAGCCUGGCUCUCUGAAUCCGCUGUGUUUUCCGUAGGGAAGAUCACGUCGUUAGACACCAGUCUUCUGAGAGCCUCUAUGAAGCCUGGCUGGGAGGACCUGGUGAGGACAAGCAUCCAAAGGUUUCACCUACAGAACGACGGAGAGAUGUCCUUCGCCAAGAGACACCAGCAAGAGGGUGAGACUACCUGUUGAUCUCAUGGAUGGUCAGCCCUUGCAUCCAAAGCUCCGUCCAUGAAUUUGAGUGGUUACACUUCUCAUCCCCGUCCCUCAGCUGUUUACCAAAAAAAUGUGACUGGGUGACCGCUUUGUUGUUGUUUUGAAUCCCAGAUUGCCUCUUUAACUCUCCCUCCCCCUGUGCGUCUCCCUCCAGUGUUGUAUCACGGCCAGGCAUUCAGCCCCAUCUACAGGUUCACUCUGUCAGACGGGACCAUCGUGUCGGCUCACACCAAGAGCAAG